AUGUCCUUUCGCAAGAGGAAUAUAGGCUUGUCAACAGGCGCCGAUCGUACGCCUGCCGCUACUUCAGCAUCGCAGCCGCAACCAGAACGAGCCGUCUCAUCGCCUACCGCAACGCCUGGCGUGCGUCCGUCCCCCGACGACGGACGGCCAACUACCUCAACCGGCUCUCCCUCGCUUGACAACCUUCUGGCAGGUCACGGUGGACUUCCUAUUGGCAAAACUCUUCUAAUAGAGGAAAAUGGAACUACGGAUUUUGCAGGCGCAUUGCUUCGGUAUUAUUCGGCUGAAGGUGUUGUGCAAGACCAGAAAGUUCACGUCAUUGGGAUGCCCCAACAAUGGGGUCGAACACUUCCCGGCUUGAUUGGGCCUGCAGAAGCUGCCGAUGAAAAAUCAGAUAAGCGGAAAGGCGAGCGCAUGAAGAUUGCGUGGAGGUAUGAGCGUCUUGGAGAGUUUGGAGCGGGAGUUGCUGGUGCAAGAGCCCCCGCAGUGACUUUGGGCGAUUCGAGUCCAUCGUCUAUGGACGAUAGCUUAGCGAAACCAGCAUUUUGUCAUGCGUUCGACCUCACUAAGCGCCUCACGCAUCCCUCCAUAGGCAACAUCACAUAUAUACCCAUCGUGCCAACGAACGAGCCCUUGCUUGUCUCGAUCCAGAAGAAACUCCAAGCUAUCAUCGCAUCCAGUCCUCCGCAUAUAACCCACCGCAUCGUUAUCCCUUCCUUCCUCAACCCCACGUUAUACCCACCAGAAGUCGGCCAGCCUGAAAAUGUGCUGCCGUUUCUCCACUCUCUGAGGGCUCUAGCGAGCUCGCCGACGUCUCGCGUAACCGCCAUGAUGACCAUCCCACUUUCCCUCUUCCCGCGAUCUUCUGGUCUUGUUCGAUGGAUGGAAAUACUAAGCGAUGGCGUUAUCGAGCUCUGUCCUUUCCCGCAUUCAUCAGAUGCCCUCUCGACAUCCGGAGCUGCCACAUCUCACGAGGAACCUCCGCAGGGAAUGCUUAAGACGCAUAAGCUUCCGGUCUUGCACGAACGUGGCGGCGGGAGCGAUCAAAAUAUUGGACAGGACUGGGCGUUUACCCUCAGCAGGCGCAAGUUCGAAAUCAAACCGUUCAGCUUACCACCCGCCGACGGGGACCAAGAAGCGCAGAGCCAGGCACGGUCAGAUAAGAUGCCUAAGAAGGAGGACCUCGAGUUCUAG
Messenger RNA from Aspergillus mulundensis, 1194 nucleotides. Its product is annotated as elongator complex protein 4. Lineage: Eukaryota; Fungi; Ascomycota; Eurotiomycetes; Eurotiales; Aspergillaceae. Gene Ontology annotation, cellular component: cytoplasm; transcription elongation factor complex; elongator holoenzyme complex. The transcript has 2 exons. The coding region runs from base 1 to 1194 and encodes 397 amino acids. The record is from RefSeq and is a predicted model, not a curated record. Gene Ontology annotation, biological process: tRNA wobble uridine modification.